AUGUUUCUGGGAUAUGUGGUUUCAAUCGAGGAGAUUGGAGUUGACCCUCGAAAGAUUAAGGCUGUUUUGGAUUGGAAACAGCCUAAAACAGUAUCUGAGAUCCGCAGUUUUCUAGGACAGGCUGGAUAUUAUCGACGACUUCCAGAGCCUGGGAAAGAGUUCACAGUCUACAGCAAUGCAUCACAUGUUGGUUUGGGAUGUGUGUUGAUGCAGGAGAGUAAGGUGGUAGCUUAUGCGUCUCGUCAUCUUAAGACUCAUGAGGCUAAUUAUCCGACGCACGACCUGAAAUGGAUUGAGCUGCUUAAAAACUAUAACUGUACGAUCGAAUACCAUCCGGGUAAGGCCAAUGUGAUGGCCGAUGCACUAAGCCGUAGAGCCAUGACUGAUCCAAGGGCAAUGUUUGCUCGCCUUAGUUUAUUUGAGGAUGGUAGUUUGUUGGCUGAGCUUCAAGUUAAACCAACGUAG
Messenger RNA from Gossypium arboreum, 465 nucleotides. RefSeq lists its product as uncharacterized. The record is from RefSeq and is a predicted model, not a curated record. The transcript has 3 exons. The coding region runs from base 1 to 465 and encodes 154 amino acids. Lineage: Eukaryota; Viridiplantae; Streptophyta; Magnoliopsida; Malvales; Malvaceae.